GAUAAUAAUAAUCAAAUUCCUUGGCGAGGUUCCUUCUUAAUAAGUUUAUGUUUAUAGCGUAUACAUUUAAAAAAGAGACAAUCUCGACUUCCUUAAUUUUAUAUCAACAAAUGAAUUAAUGAGCAAUAGUAACUAUUCCUACAAUGAAUUUAGUACAACAAGUUAGGUACUUAACAAAAUUUCAAUCACAAAGGCGUGUUGUAGUUACCGGUUUAGGUGUCGUUUCUCCUAUUGGAACUGGAACUAAAUUAGUUUGGGACAAUCUAUUGAAAGGACAUUGCGGUAUUGUUUGUCUUCAGGAGGAAGAUUACAAAAAACUGCCAUGCAGAAUAGCUGGAUUGAUUUCAAAACAAGAUGAUGACAUCCAAAAAGCAUUGUCGAAGGCUAAUUUAAAAUCUAUGGCACCGGCUACAUGUCUGGCACUUGUAGCUACAGCAGAGGCAUUAGUUGAUUCUAAAUGGUUUCCUGAAUCUGAUAGAGAAAAAGAAAUUACAGGAGUAGCUUUAGGAAUGGGAAUGAUAGAUCUGAAGGAUGUUUGUGAUACAAAUGAGGCAUUAAAAAUAGGUUAUAAUAAAGUAAGUCCUUUUUUUGUUCCAAGAAUCUUACCAAAUAUGGCAGCUGGUCAAAUAAGUAUAAAAUAUGGCUUUCGUGGGCCAAACCAUUCGGUAUCUACAGCUUGUGCCACUGGAGCACAUUCAAUUGGAGAUGCAUAUAGAUUUAUUAAAUAUGGAGAUGCUGAUGUUAUGGUAUGUGGUGGUGCUGAAUCCUGUAUAAGUCCUUUAGCCAUUGCUGGUUUUUGUCGCUUGCGGGCACUAAGCACAUCCUUUAAUGAUGAACCUGAAAAAGCAUCUAGGCCUUUUGACCAAAAGCGUGAUGGUUUUGUAAUGGGAGAAGGAGCAGCGGUGUUAGUCUUAGAAGAGUAUGAGCAUGCAUUAAGAAGAAAUGCUAAAAUAUAUGCUGAAAUUUUAGGUUAUGGCCUGUCAGGUGAUGGAUCACAUAUAACAGCCCCCAGAGAGGAUGGAAGUGGUGCAAUAUUAUCAAUGAGUAGAGCUCUGCAAGAUGCCAAUAUUACAAAAAAUGAAAUCACUUAUGUCAAUGCUCAUGCCACAUCCACACCAAUAGGAGAUGGCAUUGAAUCAACUGCUAUAAAGAAACUUUUCGGUGAACACAGUUCUAAAAUAUCUGUGUCUUCUACUAAAGGGGCACAUGGGCAUCUUCUUGGUGCCGCUGGAAAUUUAGAGGCUGUUUUUACUAUUUUGGCAUGUCACCAUGGUGUUAUACCUCCUACAUUGAAUUUAGAAAACCCUGUUGAUGAUUUAAACUAUGUCACCAAAGUACCAGAGAAAUGGCACACAGAAAGAAGAGUUGCACUUAAAAAUUCAUUCGGAUUUGGUGGGACCAAUGCAACUCUUUGUAUUGCGCAAAUAUGAAUGUUUUGA
Messenger RNA from Papilio machaon (common yellow swallowtail), 1439 nucleotides. Its product is annotated as 3-oxoacyl-[acyl-carrier-protein] synthase, mitochondrial. The transcript has a single exon. Bases 144 to 1430 code for a protein of 428 amino acids. NCBI's taxonomy places the organism in Eukaryota, Metazoa, Arthropoda, Insecta, Lepidoptera, Papilionidae. Gene Ontology annotation, molecular function: 3-oxoacyl-[acyl-carrier-protein] synthase activity. Gene Ontology annotation, biological process: fatty acid biosynthetic process. The record is from RefSeq and is a predicted model, not a curated record.